This is a messenger RNA of Pezoporus flaviventris, 1576 nucleotides long. It is a transcript of the gene AIP, whose product is annotated as aryl hydrocarbon receptor interacting protein. Bases 48 to 1040 code for a protein of 330 amino acids. Lineage: Eukaryota; Metazoa; Chordata; Aves; Psittaciformes; Psittacidae. Gene Ontology annotation, molecular function: peptidyl-prolyl cis-trans isomerase activity; protein binding. The record is from RefSeq and is a predicted model, not a curated record. The transcript has 6 exons.
GCCGAGCGGCGGCGGAGGAGGCCGAGGCGGGGCGCAGGGCCGGGCCGAUGGCGGAGGAGGUCGAGCGGCUGCGGGCGGACGGCGUGGACAAGGAGGUGGUGCGGGAGGGCACGGGGCCGCCGCCCGACUUCCGCGACGGCACCAAGGCCACUUUCCACUACCGGACGCUGCGGUGCGGCGAUGGGGAGGAGCCGCUGGACUGCAGCCGGGAGCAGGGCAAGCCCAUGGAGCUCAUCGCCGGCAAGAAGUUCAAGCUGCCGGUGUGGGAGGCGGCGCUGCGCACCAUGAGGCCCGGCGAGCGCGCCCGCUUCCGCUGCGACGCCAAGCACGUGGUGCUCUACCCCAUGGUGGCCAAGAGCCUGCGGAACAUCGCGGCAGGGAAGGACCCUCUGGAGGGGCAGCAGCACUGCUGCAGCCUGGCCCAGCUGCACAACCACUGCUCCCUGGGCUACGCCGACCUCGAUGAGCUCCAGAAGAACCCCCAGCCCCUCAUCUUCGACAUCGAAUUGCUCAAGGUGGAGCCACCCGGCUCCUACCAGCAGGACCCGUGGGCCAUGACGGAUGAGGAGAAGCUGCAGGCUGUACCCCAGAUCCACAAGGAAGGCAACGAGCUGUACCGGCAGGGCAAGGUGCAGGAGGCAGCUGCCAAGUACUACGACGCCAUCGCCUGCCUCAAGAACCUGCAGAUGAAGGAGCAGCCUGGAUCUCCAGACUGGAUUGAGCUGGACCAGAAGAUCACCCCCCUGCUGUUAAACUACUGCCAGUGCAAGCUGCAGUGCGAGGAGUACUACGAGGUGCUGGAUCACUGCUCUUCCAUUCUCAACAAGUAUGAGGACAACAUCAAGGCCUACUUCAAGCGGGCGAAGGCCCACGCCGCGGUGUGGAACGUGGCGGAGGCCCAGGCUGACUUUGCCAAGGUGCUGGCCCUCGACCCCUCGCUGCGCCCCGUGGUCUCCAAGCAGCUCAAGAGCCUGGAAGCGCGCCUGCGGGAGAAGGACGCCGAGGACAAGAUCCGCUUCAAGGGCAUCUUCUCGCAGUGAAGCCCGUGCCGGAGAGCCCACAGGUUCCUUUAGGUAUUCCACAUGUGGAAUGUUCAAUGGAUGUUUAUUAAUGUUUAAUACAGACCUGUACUUAUUGGAAGUCAGGCGGAGGGGCCCCGGAGCUCACCCCUGGCCCAGCAGUGCACUUCGGGGCAGUAUUAAGCAGCGUGAAGCGAUGGCAGCACACACUGGAGGUGCAGACUGUGCUCACCGCCGCGCCAGGAAUGCCAUGUGGGGUGACACAAGCUGAAGGCAGCUGCGCUCUGCUGCAUCAUUUUAGCCUUCCUUUGAUGGUUUUAUACUUUACGAGCUGUUGCGCCAAGCCUCGGCCCCAGCUCUCCCCCCUUUGUGCCUGUGUAUCCUGUGUUGUCACUUCCCAAGGCUGCUGCUAUCACCCCGAGCCGGUGUUUCCUCUCUACUGGAUCAUCGUGUCAGCGUCGUAAAUAUUUUAUAUAGGACAAGUGCUUGUUACUGCUAUCUCUAUCUAUAUAUAACUCUGGUUGUGCUGUGCCAAAAGGAAGUAAAGCUAUAGCCAC